This is a messenger RNA of Trichomycterus rosablanca, 1690 nucleotides long. It is a transcript of the gene herpud2, whose product is annotated as HERPUD family member 2. Gene Ontology annotation, molecular function: protein binding. NCBI's taxonomy places the organism in Eukaryota, Metazoa, Chordata, Actinopteri, Siluriformes, Trichomycteridae. Bases 302 to 1465 code for a protein of 387 amino acids. The record is from RefSeq and is a predicted model, not a curated record. The transcript has 9 exons. Gene Ontology annotation, biological process: endoplasmic reticulum unfolded protein response.
CGGCUGAGUGACGUCACUUCCUGUGCCGUGUUGUUGGGCUGUAGAUCAGGGAGGAGACGGUGUGUAAAGGUUGAAGUUUGAUUCUCUUCCUGGUUCCUCCUCCAUCACAAUGAUAAUCCUGUAACGUUGGGGCAGAACCAGCAGCUGCUGGGACGCGAUCGAAACGCACCUGUCCAUCCACAGAUCCCCCCUGUCUCUUAGAUGUUCAGGACUCGAGGAGGGUCAGAUCAGCGAGAGGUGAGGCGGUGAGGGGUGAGGUUUGGCUCGGGUCUGGAUCAGCUGGGUUCUGUUGGAAUGAGCGAUGGAGGGACAUGGAGUGGACGGUCCAGUCACCCUGAUCAUCCGAGCUCCCAAUCAGAAGUACCACGAUCAGACCAUCAGCUGCUUCCUGGACUGGACGGUGGAGGAACUGAAGAAGCACAUUUCUAACGUCUAUCCCAGCAGGCCGUUCCCCCGAGAGCAGCGGCUGGUUUACUCCGGGCGUCUUCUGCAGGACCACCAGCACCUACGAGACGUCCUGAGAGAGCAGGAUGAGUAUCACAUGGUUCACCUGGUCUGUGCACCACGCAGCCCUGCCAGUGAUCCCAGCAAUCCCAGUGAGCCCCCAGUGAACUCCCAGCCCGGCUUCAUGAACACAGACGCCGCUGGCUCCGCCCCCUCAGCCACAGCAUCCAAUCAGGACGUUCCAAACUCCUCAGGUGCAGGAGGAAGUUCAGAGGCUCUUCGACGACGAGGAGGUGCCACGCCCGCUCACGUCGCAGCUCCAUGGGCGGCGGGAGCCUCGUUUCCGGCCCCUGUAGCGCCCCCCGCAGGGUUCCCGGCUCACUCUGUGUACACGCCUGUGCAGAUGCUGUGGUGGCAGAGGAUGUACGCUCAGCACUACUACAUGCAAUAUCGAGCCGCCGCCAUGGCCGCCUCUCAGACUCCGCCCCCCGCGGCGAGCCCCCGCCCCCCGGACGCUCCGGUUCGGGCCCCGGCUCCCGACCCCGCCCCGGACGAUCGGCCUCCCGAGCGGAUCCCUCGGAUGAACGCUCAGGGCGGGGCGGUGCAGAACGAGGACGAGCCGAACCGUGAUUGGCUGGACUGGUUGUACACGGUGUCGCGCGUGGCGGUUCUGCUCAGCAUCGUUUACUUCUACUCCUCCUUCAGCCGCUUCGUCAUGGUGAUCGUCGCCGUGCUGCUCGUCUACCUGCACCAGGCAGGUUGGUUCCCCUUCAGGCCGGAGCUGCAGAACCCAGCGGCACCAGCAGAAGAACCAGCAGCAGAGAACCAGAUGAACAACGACAUGCAGGACAUGGAGCGCAUCAUGGACGAUGGGAUGGAGGAUGAGGAGGGUGAGAGUGCUGAUGAAGGUUCUGAGGAAGCAGCUCCCCUCCAGCCGAGCUUCCUCUCCUCCACCUGGUCCUUCAUCAGCACCUUCUUCACCUCGUUGGUCCCCGAGGGGCCGCCACGCGCCGCCAGAUAAAACAUAAACAAACUAAAACCCCAGGCGGACGACUCGACUGUGAACUUGGUGGGCGUGUCCGCGCUGAUUCUGGUUACGUUUGAACUUCUCUUCGUGGCUGGUGGUCUGGAGGGACCAGAAGGUUCCGGCGGUUUGUCUUCCUGCUCCUGCGUGAGAACGUUUUAGUGGAAAUGUUAAAGUGUGGAACUUUAGAUGUUCAGUGGAAAUAAAUCACACUUAUUUACA